CAGACAUGAAUUCUGAAUUUAUAGGGAAAAUUUUGCCUGUAAAUCAGGAAGGAUUCACGGGAGAGAAUGGCCAAUGGACCGUGCUUUGAUUUCUCUGUCGUCUUGUUCCAGUCGUGGCGUGUUCAUAUUGUUCAUCCUCUUCAAACAGUCUUGUCUUCGCCUCAUAAAAGUCGACAUCGCCAAUGGCGGCGGUAAUCAAGAGACGGUGGUACGAAGUAUUGCUAGCCGGGAUGAGGAACCAAGCAAAUCCAAACCCGAGCCCCCAAUUUAGGCAGCCGUCAACUCAAGAGCCUGAUUUCAGCCUCCACUAUCCUCUGGCUGUUCAUCUAAACACCAUUUUCUUACCUUUUACCGGACACAGUGUCGAGUUUUCUAGUGCUUCGCCUUCAACUUAUCAAACUCUAGAGUGGUGUUUCGCUCUGAUCCAAGGUUCCCAGCAUGGAUUCUCCAUCUUUCACUGCUCUACACGUCCCCAAGAGAGCCAAUCCCUCGCCAAAGGAAGAAGUAAACAGAGGACAAGAAGUUAAAGGAGAGACUCUCCCGCUCGCCGAGUACUUCCAAUUAGCUCAUCCAGCUUCUCUGACUCGUGGCCUUUCACUUGCUCGGGAUGCGUCUUUUCUAAAACCCGAACAAGGCCUACCCCUUGAGCUGCUGGAAGGAUCGCUUUUGUCCCAUGACGUCGAUGAUACCAACUACUUAAACUUUCCUACCUCCAAUAAUCAUGUAUCCGAAGUACGCAAGAAUGGCCCCGCGGCUGCAGUGCCCCAAUUAGCACCUUCUCCAGUGCAAACGGAUGGGCUGGAAGCCUAUCAGUACAAGACACUGGAGAAUCCGGAAACCAUCCGACUCAUUGUUCUCGCUCCUAAAGUAUACUCGGAUGAGAUUCGUUGCACGCUGAAGCACGUCUCCUUGUCAGACCGCCCCGUCUUCGAGGCCCUCUCCUAUGCGUGGGGGGACUCCACUAAGCCAAGAAUGCUUAUCUGCGAAGGAAAGGCCAUACAGAUUACGGAAAGUCUUUUCAGUGCUCUCAAUCAUCUCCGGCGCGAUCUCGAGACACGAACAAUUUGGGUUGACGCGGUUUGUAUUGACCAAGAAUCACAUUCGGACAAAAAUCACCAACUGGCUUUAAUGAGAAGGAUAUAUUCCGAGGCCGAGCAGACGAUCGCUUGGAUAGGAGAAGAUAAUUGCAACAAGGCGGACAUAGCAUUCGAUUACAUUACCGAACUCUACUCCUACAUAGAUCCCGACGAUCAGAGCUGGAUGCCGCUUUGGAGAAGGUUACAAUUUACUUCCCCAAUAUUCGAAAAGCAGUGGUUCAAUCGACUAUGGGUCGUACAGGAGGUAGUUCUUACGAAGCGGGCCCUGCUGCAGUUUGGCACAAAAACAAUCCGUAUGGAGCACUUCCUUAGAGUGAUGCCACUGAUGAGUAACGUGGAUGAGCUUGGCGCAAAUCAGCAAAAGUUCAACUGGAAUGCGUUACUCAACCUUGCUAAAUUUGACUCAAUUCGAAGUUGGGCCAAUAGUCCGUCUCGAUACCCACAUCUCCUAGAAUUCCUUCGCUUAACAUCCAAUUUCGAGCAUUCAAAGCCAGUCGACAGGUUAUACGCUCUCCUAGGUCUUACCACCCAGAUUGAACUCCGAGCAGACUACACCCUAAGCGUUGAAGACGUGUUCAAAAACUUCGCAAUCUGGAUACUCAGCGUGUCUCCAGAUCUUGGGAUCUUUUCCUACGCUCGCGGAAUUUCAGGGACAUUGAACGUUCCAUCAUGGGCGCCAUGUCCUGACAUGGAUAGCUUACCUAUUCCCCUUUUGCAUGCGACACACUUCAAAGCGUCUGGAGAGGAAAACAACGAUACCUGGAGACUUGGUAAAGGUCACGCCCUCCACUUAAGGGGCAGAGUCAUAGACACUGUGUUCAGCAAGGUGGAUAUGCUGGUAAAUGCAGCGACUGAGGACGGGAAACGAAAAUCUCUGCUCCAAUGUGCCCAUAUUGCUCGAGGCGCUAGCGACAGCGAUAGUGAUAUCACGCUGAACGAUGAGAGAUACGGGAAGUUCUGCGCCGCGAUGACCUUUCAAUUGACUCUACAGGCCGAAAAGGCACUAAUCAAGUAUGCUGAGUGGUUCAAAAUCUACUUUGAAGCAAUGACUAAACAUUCAGGCCAGCGAAGGCGCGACCCGCGAGUGGGAACAGGUACGUUAGUCAACGUGUUGAUUAACAGUUGGCCUCAGCAUCGUCGUUUCUGCUUGACGAGUAACGAUCGCUUCGCAUGGAUUCCACGGCUAGCAAAAAUGGACGACAAGAUAUGCAUCAUCCGCGGCGCUCGUGUACCACUUGUUCUACGUCCGCGUCCGGAUGGAAGAUUCUCUUUGGUUGGCGAAUGCUGGAUUCAAGGGCUUAUGGAAGGGGAAGCACUCAAUCUUCCUGGAUUUGAGUGGGAAGAUCUCUGCUUAAUCUAAACCCGGGCAUGGACAGACAAAAAGUCUUGUUUAGAUGCGGCAUAUUGCUCUCUCAUCAACUGUAAUCUACGCUCCGGUCUACGACGAGAAUCAUAGUCUG
Messenger RNA from Mytilinidion resinicola, 2557 nucleotides. RefSeq names its product HET-domain-containing protein. The record is from RefSeq and is a predicted model, not a curated record. The coding region runs from base 439 to 2457 and encodes 672 amino acids. The transcript has 2 exons. NCBI's taxonomy places the organism in Eukaryota, Fungi, Ascomycota, Dothideomycetes, Mytilinidiales, Mytilinidiaceae.